AGAGCUUGCUGCCUGCGACGCCUCGUGCUUUACAUCAUAAAUCGGUCCCUGUCCCACCUGGAUUGUUUUGUCCGCUGCUUACAGGACAAGGAGUUGCAUUCAAUUUGAGGUUCAGUCUUGAGAUGGUUUCGGGUAGACACGAUGUGGGUGCAUGGAAACACUAGGUUCAAGGCUGGCUCCCCACAACAGACAUAAGUCAGAACGGGCAUAGUAACUGGUAACAAAUGGUAUUCGCCCCGAUUGCAGAUUUGCAGAUUGGAUCAGGAGUCAGGAACAAGUUCACUAGCUCUGAGUGUCCCUAUCACGGAGGCACUAAGGAACAAUCAUUCGCCUGGCGCAAAGAGAAAUCCAAUGCGCAUGUGGUGCCAACAUUUAACCCGCGAUGGAUGAAAGGCAAACCAUACCACACUUGCUCAUGCCGUGCCCAGGCGAGUAAAGCUAGAUACCUGCUGGUGAACAAGAACCUUUUGCGCCACCAGGUGACUGCCCGAAGUUCUACCAAGGGACCAGAAAGGCAGUGCUCGAUAUGACGCCUUAUGGAGCAAGCCACUCGUCUGUAUGGACCAAAGUAGGUCCAUG
Messenger RNA from Aspergillus neoniger CBS 115656, 579 nucleotides. RefSeq lists its product as uncharacterized. The transcript has a single exon. The record is from RefSeq and is a predicted model, not a curated record. Bases 225 to 530 code for a protein of 101 amino acids. NCBI's taxonomy places the organism in Eukaryota, Fungi, Ascomycota, Eurotiomycetes, Eurotiales, Aspergillaceae.